GCGCCCGCCCGCCAGCGCCGCGCCCUCCGGAAGGCGGCUUCCUGGCUGUCAAACCUCUGCAGGAGCGAGGGGCGCAGGGUGUUGAGUCCCUUCCUGGUGCACCCUGCAAGCACAAAAGGAAACGAUUGUUACAGCCUCCCCGCAUGUUCUGGGGCCUAAGGAUCCGGCUUCACUGAGUCCCCGCAGGUCGCCUUCCUGGUUUUGCAUCGCAUCGAGACUUUCCUGAAAUUUUUUUAAGUCUCAUCUCCACAGCAGCUACCGCGUUGCAUGCACUUUCAGGCCUCUGGCACUCUUGAAAAUCUGUGUUUCCCAAGUUGGCAUCACCCACAGUACAGCUGCUGACGUCAGACAGAACUGAACCGAAGCCCACAGUGCAUGGCAAAGUAGGAGGCAAUGAACUGCUGAGGUGGGACAAGUGGUGCAGAGGGGGCACCCUCCAUGCUGCCCUGCUUCCAGCUGCUGCGCAUAGGGGGCGGCAGGGGCGGUGAUCUCUACACCUUCCACCCCCCAUCCAGGUCAGGCUGCACCUAUCGGUUGGGCUGCAGGGCUGACCUGUGUGAUGUGGCCCUGCGGCCCCAGCAGGAGCCGGGCCUCAUCUCUGGGGUACAUGCAUUGCUGCAUGCUGAGCUUCAAGGGGACAACUGGCGGGUCAGCCUGGAGGACCACAGCAGCCAAGGGACGUUGGUCAAUAACAUCCGACUCCCAAGAGGCCACAGGCUGGAAUUGAGCGAUGGUGACCUUCUGACCUUUGGCCCCGAAGGGCAAGCAGGAACCAGCUCCUCUGAAUUCUACUUCAUGUUCCAACAAGUCCGGGUCAAACCUCAGGACUUUGCGGCCAUCACUGUCCCUCGAUCUAGGGGAGAAGCUGGGGCUGGUUUCCAGCCAAUGGUGCCCCCUCAGGGGGCACCCCAGCGGCCACUCAGCACACUCUCCUCUGCCCCCAAGGCCACACUGAUCCUCAACUCCAUUGGCAGCCUCAGCAAGCUGCAGCCCCAGCCCCUCACCUUCUCCCGAGGUGGGGGAAGACCACAAAGCCUGGCUGUUGCCACCCAACCUGGAGUGGGAGCCUCUCCUGCUCCUCCCACAAGAAACCGGAGGAAAUCGGUUCACAGAGUGUUGGCAGAGCUGGAUGAUGAAAAUGAGGCUUCCCUGAGCCCUCUAUCAGUCCUUACUGAACCUAGGAAGAAGCUCUGUGUGGAGAAAGCAGCUCUGGUGUCUAGUGGGAUGGAAUGACCACAAUGCUAUAGACUGAUGAAGGCUGGAGAACCCUCACAACUGAGGUGACAGAAAGAGAUGGUUUCCUGCCAAAGAUGUUGCUACCUUCAAGUUACCAGUGAGCUGGAAUGUGCAUUAAAAGGAAUCAAGCCUUGUCCCCAUGGACAGCUGAAUCUCUGCAGCUAGAGCAACCAUCACGGAAUCCACCCUGGGACUUCCUUAUGCCAUGGCUAGCACUAAGUCUCUGUGAGUGGCUUUUUGGAGUCUUACCUUUAUAACAAAAUAAAGAAUAAACUGCUUCAUCCA
Messenger RNA from Phodopus roborovskii (desert hamster), 1521 nucleotides. It is a transcript of the gene Tcf19, whose product is annotated as transcription factor 19. Gene Ontology annotation, molecular function: protein binding. The transcript is spliced from 4 exons. Gene Ontology annotation, cellular component: nucleus. Gene Ontology annotation, biological process: regulation of gene expression. Bases 439 to 1233 code for a protein of 264 amino acids. Lineage: Eukaryota; Metazoa; Chordata; Mammalia; Rodentia; Cricetidae. The record is from RefSeq and is a predicted model, not a curated record.